This is a messenger RNA of Daphnia carinata, 992 nucleotides long. RefSeq names its product dual specificity protein phosphatase MPK-4-like. Gene Ontology annotation, cellular component: nucleus. The transcript has 7 exons. Gene Ontology annotation, biological process: protein dephosphorylation. Gene Ontology annotation, molecular function: protein tyrosine/serine/threonine phosphatase activity. Bases 126 to 992 code for a protein of 288 amino acids. The record is from RefSeq and is a predicted model, not a curated record. Lineage: Eukaryota; Metazoa; Arthropoda; Branchiopoda; Diplostraca; Daphniidae.
UCUUUCUCGGUUCGAAUUUGUCAACGUUAUAAUUGCUUUGCUCAAUCUAUGAUAAUUAUUCUCACUUUUCACGAAACGUCACACAGUGAAUCGAUAAUUAGCAGACGAAAAGUACAAAUUCACAAAUGGACCUCAUCGAGGAAAAAUUAUGGAUUGGAGGUUUGUCUUCAGCUCUGGAUAAGAAGCUUUUGCGUGAUCAUGGCAUCACAAACAUUGUAACUGUCGAUAUCAAACCUCUGCCCCCUAACGGACGGCUCUAUUACCUGUUUGUCCCGGCCCAUGAUGUGAGCAACCAGGAUUUGUUUGUUUGUUUUGAAUCUGUCUUUGAAUUCAUUGAAAAAGGAUUGAAAUCAGGUGGUGUCCUUGUCCAUUGUUUUCAUGGAGUGUCCCGGAGUGCCACGUUAGUCAUCAGCUACCUUCAGAAAAAGCACAAAAUUUCAACUGAGGAAGGCUUGGCAAGACUUCAAGCUGUCAGACCAUCUGUCAUGCCCAAUGAAGGCUUUAUGGCCCAACUCAGGCUUUAUGGAGUGCUUAUGGAACUGAACAAAAUGGACUCGAUUGUCUCUAGAUGGUACAAUUUACAACAAACGGCUAACUUGCAUUGUGGUACUCCAGUGGCCCCUCCACCAGGAGAAUUAUCACGCCAAUCAACACUGAAGUGUAAAACCUGCAGGUAUGUCCUAGCUUAUGGCGAAGAUGUUUUAUAUCACAGACCAGAGGAAAAUCCUGACUGGAGGGAUCUUUCUUGGGUUCGAUUUGCUCUUUCCAACCAGCAGAUAAGAAUAGAUUCCUGCCGGCAAGCCUUUUUUGUCAUCCCACCACCUUGGAUAACUGCUAGUUCUGCACCACAGGGCAAACUACUAUGCCCAAAAUGCCGAUGUAAAAUCGGAGCGUUCAGCUGGAAUCAGAAUCUAAAGUGUCCGUGCGCUGCAUCGUACCAACCGGGUUUCUACUUCACCCCUUCAAAAGUCGACUUCAUCGCCAGCAAGUGA